This is a messenger RNA of Eucalyptus grandis, 1360 nucleotides long. RefSeq lists its product as uncharacterized. The transcript has 8 exons. Gene Ontology annotation, molecular function: ubiquitin-protein transferase activity; zinc ion binding. Gene Ontology annotation, cellular component: membrane. Gene Ontology annotation, biological process: protein ubiquitination. The record is from RefSeq and is a predicted model, not a curated record. Lineage: Eukaryota; Viridiplantae; Streptophyta; Magnoliopsida; Myrtales; Myrtaceae. Bases 221 to 1045 code for a protein of 274 amino acids.
UCUCUAAAUUUCCGCAGUAAUUUGGGAGUGUUGCAAUCUCUCUUCUUCGCUGUUCAAUCUCUCUCUCUCUCUUUCUCUUUCUCUCGAAGGAAAGCGCGUCGUCCAUCCCCACCCGCUCGGGCAAAAAAAAAAGAAAAAAAAAUCUAAAAAUCUACUUUGCGCGGCCGAAGCAACCACCACCGUCCGCCCACCGAUCUGCGCGUUUGGUCUUUGGUGGAAGAUGAGCGAUCACGUGGUGCUUUCCGUGGACCGGCUCGUGCGGCUGGUGCCGGCGAGGGAUGAGGCCGAGGCCUCGUCGUCGUCGUCGAGCAGCGGGGGCGGCGAGGCGGCCGAGGUGGAGGGGAAUGAGAAGGAGGAGGAGGAGGCGCCUCUGAUUCAGAUGGCCGAGUGUCGCAUUUGCCAGGACGAGGACAGCGUGAGCAACUUGGAGUCUCCCUGUGCCUGCAGUGGCAGUCUCAAGUAUGCUCAUAGGAAGUGUAUCCAGCACUGGUGCAAUGAGAAAGGCGACAUAACAUGUGAGAUUUGUCAUCAGCAAUUCCAGCCCAAUUAUACUGCCCCGCCUCGCCCACCCAUAGACACUACAAUCGAUAUUGGUGGAGGCUUGACAAUAUCUGGAACUCCACUGGACCUGCGAGAUCCUCGUCUUCUAGCACUUGCAGAGGCAGAGCGUCACUUUUUGGAAGCUGAUUAUGAUGAGUAUGCUGCUUCAAAUGCCAGUGGAGCUGCAUUCUGCCGCUCAGCUGCUUUAAUUUUAAUGGCCCUUCUGCUACUGCGGCAUGCAUUGACCAUUCCCGAUGAUGAUGGUGGAGAUGACGAUACAUCCACUUAUUUCUCUGUCUUCUUAUUCCGGGCUGCUGGUUUUCUUUUGCCCUGCUACAUAAUGGCUUGGGCUAUCAGUAUCUUGCAGCGCCGCAGGCAGAGACAGGAGGCUGCAGCAUUGGCGGCAAGGCAAGUUGCUUUUGUACUCCAAUCUGGGCAAAAUGGGGGACUGCAUUUCACGAUAGCACCCGUAACCCCAGUAACAGCUCACGACGAACCUGUAUGAUCUGUAGCGUGAACUACGGUACCAUUCGCUACCACCAAUUCACUUGCGGUGAGGAAUGUAAAAGAGCUCUCAUCCGGCCAACCAAUUACGUAUGCAUAUGUUUUCUUCACUAAUUUCUGGAAGUGAUUAUAUACUGGGAACAGCCCAUAUUAGAUACGAUGCGCCUCUUGGUUUUGCCUCCUUGUAAUUAUACUUUCUUAUUUUGCAUUAUUUGGCAUCAGCCUUUAAUGGCUCAUGGAAAACUUCUCAGUUUGUGUACCAAAUUCUGAUUUUGCUAUUACCAGUUAUUCCUUUCAUUAGGAAGUUGUGUUGGCA